UUCAUCUUGGCAGCUGGGCUUGCGUAGCAUUUUCAGGACUUCCAUCCAUGCCUUCUCGUCCUAGCAAGACAUUUCGGCCGUCAAGAGCACUGUUGCCUACCGUGCUCAGGCCACUUCAAUACGGGACAAUACGGGGUUGAUUCAAUAAAUUCAAGCGUCGAUCCCGUUGGAAAGCCGAGCUGGCACUCCCGUCGACGCGUCCCAUACGAUCGCCAAGCUCAGCUGCUAACCACAAAAGAUAAAAUGGCGUCUGUGACCCUUUUCAACCCAACCCCUACGCUGCCGGCGAUUAUAACCGAGCCACCAACAGCGCAGUUUACACCGGGCCCGGGAUGUGUCGACCCGGAAGACCAUUGGGUGGUGGUAACUAGCUGCUUUGCUAUUGCGCUCGAAGACGAUUAUGAAACCUACUCUUCUCCGGACUGGUUGACAUGCCAAGUGACGGAGUUUGGACCGCCGCCAACCGCUACAUCGUGCUUCGUGCCCUAUGAAGCUGCAACGGUGGUAGAUGAGGUGACCACUUACUACAGCGGCUGUCCCUCUGCUUACACCGCCGCCUCGACUUUUGCGUACUCGUACUCAGAGGGGGGUGAAGAGGGAGCCGAGAGGGUAGAAGUCGCUUACUGCUGCCCAACUCAAUAUGACUUCCAAGUCUACCAAGGUGAUGGCAUAGAGACUACCACCCAGCGCGAUGGUGUGGCAUGGAGUGUCGCAUACCCGCUGCCGGGCUGCGCGGCGUCGUACGUAGAAGAGCUCUCCGGCAAGGCACUUGCCGUGCAGACAGCAUAUAACACAUACGCCUGGGAGAAGCGACAGUUGGAAAAUGUGCCAUGGGACUAUGCACACGACACGCUGUUCGCAGAGUUGAUGCGCCAGACUUAUACCGUCUUCCAUAGCACUCACACGUGCUACGAGAUCGAAAACUGUUAUAGCUGGCGCGACUACUACUUUUCAGGCGGCCCAUUGCCGUCCUUUACGGUUCCGGAUAACGUUCCCGCAAUAACGACUUCCGUUGAAGAGCCAACAUCAACACCUACGUCGAGCGUAGACGAGGUCGAAACCCCUACUUCUGAAGAGACGUCUACAAUCGAAGAGCCUUCAUCCUCUGUUGAAGAGACUGGCGACCCCUCCACAUCCUCUGCGGAUGAAAAAAGUACUCCCACUGUGACCGGGGAAGACUCGACCCCCUCGACUUCGUCAGUUAAUUCAACGCUUACAUCGACGUUUAUAGCUAGCGGAAACACCAACUCUUCUAACUUGCCUUCAGAAACAACGUCUCCUGUACCAGAAGGGGGGGCCGGAGUAGUCGCUCCAGGCCGUCUCGUUAAGUUUGGACUUUUAUUAUCCUUGAUAGCACUAUAGGCUUACUUCGUUCCUAGUGGCCUAGGCGAACGGUUAUCGCUGUUAUUAAUGAUAUUAUGAGAUUAGGUGGCAAUGGGUAACGGUUCACGAGCUCUGGUUACGGGGGUUAUGUUCGGGGUGGAUGGCGAUAAAAGUUAACGGAAUCCUAUGUCAGGACACCCAUACGAUCAUAAUACUGAUGGAUUUGGCUCGGGCUACCGUCAACCCCGCGGAGGUUUUAAGUUGUUUAUUCCACGAACUACAGUCGAGAUAGUCUGGUAGUAAUUAGUGAUUACCACGAAGGAAAAGAGGCGAUCGUAAUCGUGAAGAUAACGUUGGUGACGGAUACGUGCACUUUAUCGUCCGAAGCGCGACGAAAACAUGUCAUUACCGAUUGGAUACCUUGACAAACAUGUGGUAUGUUAAUGAUUUGUCGGUCUGAGCUCCAAAUCCAUUUGCAAUCUAAAAAGAUGACUAUAUUAUUGUCAUAUAGGGAA
Xylaria bambusicola is the source of this 1838-nucleotide messenger RNA. RefSeq lists its product as uncharacterized. The record is from RefSeq and is a predicted model, not a curated record. The transcript has 2 exons. Bases 244 to 1362 code for a protein of 372 amino acids. NCBI's taxonomy places the organism in Eukaryota, Fungi, Ascomycota, Sordariomycetes, Xylariales, Xylariaceae.